UGAUGGAGCCACUUUACAUUCAUCUCCUGCUUCUCUGCAAGGUGCUUAAUGUUUUGAACACAUUAGAUAUUAUUCAGGAUUCUGGAGUUCGGACAGCUAAAGCUGGUGAGACAGUGACUUUACCAUGCUCCUGUCAGCAUAAUGCCAUCACUUAUCUUUACUGGUACUACCAAAUCCAGGGAGAAAAACCUCGUAUCAUAUCAAAACGGAUGAAGCACGACCCGGAAGCCGACAUUUCCCCUGCAUAUAAAGAAAGAUUUCGAGUUCUUGUGAAGCCCAACGCUGGCGUCAAUGAUCUGAUGAUCAUGGAUCUUCAGCCUUCGGAUUCAGGAACGUAUUACUGCGCGAUGUUAGAGUUCAGUGCCAUUGAAUUCGGACGAGGAGUUUUCCUCCAUGUCAAGACAUCUUCAUCGAACGCUCAGCCGUCCAAACAACAGCCAACGCUGAAGAAGGUUCUAAGACUCGGGGACUCUGUGAAUUUGAGCUGUAGCGUGUCUGCUGAGCCCUGCGAAGGGGAACGGAACCUCUACUGGUUCAGACGUACCGCCUCCCAACCGCCACUCAUGUAUCCCAGUGAAGGACUCUGUACAAGCCUUUCUAAUGGAACCCUCUACGGUAUAAACUGCAUUUCGAGCCUCGAGUUGGAUCCCGUGAGGUCCUCGGAUGCUGGGACCUACCACUGCGCUCUGGCCUCCUGUGGGUCGGUUGUAUUUGGAGGGGGAACAAAGGUGGAGAUCUCAGUGCCUUCAGUAGUUCUGGGUUCCCUAAGCGUUGCUCUCGUGCUUUCCACCAUCGGGCUCCUUGUUUUAAGCUUCCUGAGGUACAAACUGAAGUCAAAGUUAUGCUCUUCCUGCAAAGGGACGGGUAAACACCGGAUGUGUUGUGAGGCCCGAGACGGUGCUGUGAGUCAACGCAAAUGUUCUUGUUCCCUUAUUUCACUUAACUUCCUCUACCUUUACCUGAACUUUUUUUUUUCUUUUUUUUGUCAAAAGCAGGAGAAUCAGACAGAAAGCCUCCAUUAUGCAGCUCUGAAGCUGAAGAGAAGCGUUGAGAGACAGCAGCAAGAGGACAACGUCGAGAGUGCCUGUGUGUACUCCAGAGUACGGAGCAGAAAAGAAUAAAGCACAACGGUCGACAUGAAGGAAAUCAGCACCUACCAAAAUAUUUGAAUGAAAUAAAGUGCUUUUUUUGUCACCUUUGUGUGUUGUUUGAGUUCUGCAAAAUGCCCCCUGGCUUCUGAGCUCACAUGCUAAUACCUGGUUAAAAUAAAGGAA
This is a messenger RNA of Poeciliopsis prolifica (blackstripe livebearer), 1274 nucleotides long. Its product is annotated as carcinoembryonic antigen-related cell adhesion molecule 2-like. The transcript has 4 exons. The record is from RefSeq and is a predicted model, not a curated record. The coding region runs from base 3 to 1121 and encodes 372 amino acids. Gene Ontology annotation, biological process: response to bacterium. Lineage: Eukaryota; Metazoa; Chordata; Actinopteri; Cyprinodontiformes; Poeciliidae.